Molecule: messenger RNA, 1408 nt
Organism: Sorex fumeus (smoky shrew)
Lineage: Eukaryota; Metazoa; Chordata; Mammalia; Eulipotyphla; Soricidae
Gene: TIMM9
Product: translocase of inner mitochondrial membrane 9
Exons: 5
Coding region: 286-555 (89 amino acids)
Source: RefSeq, a predicted model, not a curated record
CUUCUCCUCCCUCCGGAUCCAGGGUUCCUGGGCGGUGGGCACCCGGGAGGUGGCCGGGUCUCGAAGAGGAGGCCGCCGCGUGUUCAUGGGACCCUGAGGGCCAGCCCGGCGGGGCAGCGCGUCCUCGGAGCAGGUUUGGGACCUGUCCGGGGGCCGCGUCGCUGGGACGCAGGUAGAGAUCAAAUCUGACUGGAGACAUUCAAGCAAGAGCUGGAUAACUACUUUUCCAGAACAUAACGGAAACACAUGCAUCAGAAAAGGUAACAAUAUACAUACCAAAAGAAUAUGGCUGCACAAAUACCAGAAUCUGAUCAGAUAAAACAGUUUAAGGAGUUUCUUGGAACAUAUAAUAAACUUACAGAAACAUGUUUUUUGGACUGUGUUAAAGACUUCACAACAAGAGAAGUAAAACCUGAAGAGACUACCUGUUCAGAACAUUGCUUACAAAAAUAUUUAAAAAUGACACAAAGAAUAUCCAUGAGAUUUCAGGAAUACCAUAUUCAGCAGAACGAAGCCUUGGCAGCCAAAGCAGGACUCCUUGGCCAGCCACGAUAGAGAAGUCCUGGUCAAUGGACUAUCAAUGAAAGAUUGCCAACAGCUAUGGCAUUGCAAAUGAGGAUUCACCUGACAGAAUCCCCUGAAAGCAGUAGCCACUAUGUUAAAACGUCUGUCAUGACUGUUUGGCACCUGGAUAACCACUGGAGAAACAAAAUUACCAUCUGCCAGGGAUAAUGAGAAGGUCUUAUAUGUUCAUUGAAAAUAAUAAGAUGCAACAUUUGUUGAGGCCUUACAACAAAUUCAGCAGCUUGGUUACUUGAUUCAAAAAAAUAAACCAUUGUUUCGUCAGUUGUGACUGUUAAUUUUAAAGCAAAAUAUGUGUUCAAUCAUGUAUAAGAUAGAAAAUUUUUUAUUACUAAAAGUAAAAUAAAUGGAAGCAUCACCAAGCAGUUGUUUAUACUAUAGUAUAGUAUUCUGACUGGACUCUGGGUACGUUGAAAUGUUUUUUCAAUCAGGAUCAUCCUCGUGUUCCUGUUCAUUCAUGUCUGCCUCAAAUUGCUGGUAAAUACAUAAAAUAGUUACUUGCUAGUCAUUCCAACCAAUGCACGAUCUUUUUCUUGCCUGCCUUGUUGUUAAGGGUGGGCAUUACACGUUGUUAUCUAUAUUUCCAUCUACCUUCAGGAAACAGCCAGUCUGAUACUAGCAUGGAAUGUUUAAGAGUUGACUGUUAAAGCUUCAGUGGUGUUGUUUUGUGUUUUCAAAAUCCAACAUGAAUAAUUCCAAGUCAGAACAACAAUAUACAUUGUAUUCUCAGCCACUACAUGUCAUUGGUGUAAUAAAAAGUGAACCAAAGUUAAAGUAAUAUCUAAAAUCCAAAAGAUUGGGUAAAUAAAAGUGGGGUUAAUAUCUA